AUGGAAUCUUGUAAAGCUUGUGGUUUUGGUGCUAAAGCUGAUUUCGAUCAAUAUACCAUCGAUUAUUAUGAAAGUAUUGGUUAUCAAACUUGUUACUCUGAAAAGUAUAGGACUCCACAGAAACGAAUGGAAUCAUAUGUCAAUUGGCCUAAACCAGAAUUGGAUAUAAAAAAGUUGGUAGAUGCUGGAUUUUUCUACAGGGGUGUAAGAGAUUUAGUAUCUUGUUUCCAUUGUGGCCUCAACGUACAUGAAUGGCAUCCAGAUGAUGAUCCAUUAAUCGAGCACUUGAAGUAUAACUCCAAAUGUGACUAUCUAUACGUAAAAUGUGGUACAAUGUUCUUGGCUAAGACAUGCUAUGAUCUUAAAGGAGAGUUACCAUUAGCUGAACUAUCAAGAACCGAAAUUAAUCGAUACAACUGUAAAGUUUGUAAAGAGAUGGAAGUUGGAUGUAUCUUCUAUCCAUGUGAACAUGCAGUAGCAUGUACAAAUUGUACUGUCAAGCUCUCGAAAUGUCCGAUAUGUGAUCGUCUAAUCAGAAAAUAUAAUAAAAUGUAUUACCCAUCAAUAAGGUACCCAGGAUUCUCGGGGAAUAUUAAAUAUGUUGAUGGUGUUUAUUAA
Molecule: messenger RNA, 618 nt
Organism: Panonychus citri (citrus red mite)
Lineage: Eukaryota; Metazoa; Arthropoda; Arachnida; Trombidiformes; Tetranychidae
Product: baculoviral IAP repeat-containing protein 7-B-like
Exons: 2
Coding region: 1-618 (205 amino acids)
Source: RefSeq, a predicted model, not a curated record